CUUCCUUCUUCUUUGCUUCAACUCCUCUCGACUUAUUUAAUCCUCAAUCCCCUUAAUUUGUGCAGCAACCGAGGUUUCGAGGGAGUGUUGUAUCUCUUUUUCAACUCUCGCACUCUCUCUUUCGUACCAAAUCCUCUUCCUGAAUCCUGGGUUAUCUUUUUCGAUUCAUUUGUGGGGUUGAAUACCUCGUUACCAGGAAUACUGAAGAAGGGAUAAUUCUACAAGUAGGAACCAAACCAAGAUCAGAAAUCAGGCAUCAAUGGAAGGCAAUCUGAGAAAAUCACUAUUCACUUCUAUUCCUAUGUCAGCAUUCCAAAAUGAUAGACCAAACAGUAUGGUGUUUAAGGUAAAUUCAGUUGAUCUCGUGUCUUAUGUUUCAUGGGUUUUCCCCACAAAGGUUUCCACCUAAUAUCUUAGUUCUGACUUUGUUGCUAAUCUGGUAUGAAACAGAGAGCACAUACAGUAAUUCCUCCUCACAUCAUAGCUGAAGCCAUAUCAACAUUCCGUGGUCUCGAUCUGAGAUGGUCAGGACCAAUCACACCAACAGAAAUGCAAUAUGUUGAGCAGUAUGCUGUUGCAAAAUACCCAGAGUAUUCACACGCCCUCGUUGAAGGGGGAGAAAAGACAGACCUCUAUGAUCUUUGCAUCAAAGAGCCUUCAGAGCCCCCACCCGAUGAGAAACGAAAGUCGCCUAGCGGUGGUCUUAAAGAGUCAGUCACACCCUUAUUUGGAAACAACCUUCCUGAUUUAGACAAAACUCAGUUGGAGCCAUCAAGAUUGCUUGAUGUCCUCACUAAGAAAUCCUCCUUUCUAGGGAGUUUCAUCUCAAUCCCUGAAAUUCAAGCUCGAAACAAAGUUUUGAAACACUGCGGACUACCUGAUGAGGAUUAUCUUGUUCUUUUCACUCCAAACUACAAGGAUGCCAUGAUGUUAGUUGGAGAGAGCUACCCAUUCUUCAGAGGGAACUUUUAUAUGAGCAUCAUUGAGGAAGACAUUGAUUACAUAAGGGCAUUUGCGAAUUACAAGGAAUCAAAAGUGAUCUCAGCACCAGAGACUUGGUUGGAUUUGAGAAUCAAGGGUUCACAACUCAGCCAGUACUUCAGAAGGAAGUGUAAGCAUAGCCCGAAAGGGCUAUUUUCUUAUCCAGUGGAGGUGAAUGGGACACAAUAUUCCAUGCAUUGGGUUUCUGAAGCCCAUCGGAACUCAUGGCAUGUUUUGCUCGAUGCCACCGCACUGGUUGUCGGAAAGGAUCGCUUAAACCUCGCCCUCCACAGGCCUGACUUUUUGCUGUGCAGUCUUGACAAUACCCAUGCUCAUCCUUCAAAGAUCACAUGCCUCUUGAUCAAGAGAAAAUCCUUUGAUACAAGCAGCUUCAGCCCAAGCACGAGUAAUGUGUUGUAACAAUAUGUAGUAGCUUAACAUUUGUUAAACAGUAUCAAUAAGUUUGCAUUGUAAGUUUGAAACAAGGAAUGCCUUUCUCAUUUCAUAUUUCUGGCAUUGAGAACAUACUCAUA
Ilex paraguariensis (yerba mate) is the source of this 1514-nucleotide messenger RNA. The record is from the annotation of a GenBank genome assembly. Lineage: Eukaryota; Viridiplantae; Streptophyta; Magnoliopsida; Aquifoliales; Aquifoliaceae.